CGACUACCGACUUGAGCCUUUUUCUCUCCUGCUCCCGAUCUUCAACCUCAAGUGCCCCAAUUGCCCGCUGCUAAACCCUAGCCGCCAGGCGCCAGCCACGCCGGCGAUGCCUGUCCGCCACGCGCACACGCCGCCGCUUCUCCGCGACCACGCGACCCCGACUUCCCUUCUCUCUCAACUCGGCGACUCCCGACCACCUGCUCGCCACUGUGUGCCGCCACGGCCACCGCUUCCAGGAACCGCCGGCGAGAAUACCCUUCCUCUCCGGAUCUCCCUCAUCUCCUGAGUUACGGGCCCCGCCUUCAAGUCCCGACGAGAGGAACAGUUCUGACAGCCAGUGUGUUUCGGUUCUGUUGGGGUAAAACUGAGAACCGAACCGAAUUUUGCUAAGUUGGUGGCUUUCAUCCCCUGGCACAUCGCCAACCUUGCCGCCAAUUCCCCAAAAAAUGGAACUUGACACCAAAAAGCUGCAGAAUCUCCACAUCACCUCCCAUGAGGAGGAAACAGAGCCCGUUGCCAUUUUCGAAAGUGACUGCAUAGAUGAUGAGGACGAAGAAGAUUCGGAGCCGCAAGUAACCUUAGGUUUCGUGCAGGAGCCAGAGGAACCACUGUACUGGCAUCUUCUUCUCCCCCAACACUUCCCCGACAAAGCUGGCGGUGCCCCGGCCUGGCUUGAUCCUGUCAAUCUGCCAUCAGGCAAGUCAAGUAGCUGUGGCUUCUGUGGCGACCCACUGCGUUUUGUCCUCCAGCUCAACGCACCGAUUAAGUGGAAGGAGACAGCGUACCACCGCACCUUUUUCGUGUUCAUGUGUCCAUCCAUGUCUUGCUUGCUACAAGACCAACAUGAGCAGAGGAAAGGCUGGGCAGUAAAUCGUAGGAGAAGUGUGAAGGUUUUCAGGUGCCAGCUGCCCAAGAAUAAUCCAUUUUACCCGGUUGAAGAGCCUAAGGGCUGCAUCGGAACUGAAUGUGAAGGAGGAGUGCAUGCUCGGCUUUGUGAUUGGUGUGGUACAUGGAAAGGUGAAAAACUUUGCAGCCGCUGUAGGAAAGCAAGUUACUGUUCCAAGAAGCACCAGGAAUUGCAUUGGUGCACUAGUCACAAGAAGGAUUGCUCUCAAAUACCAGGUUCACUUGACGGCUCUAUUCUGCCAGGUGCACGGAAAGUAAUCGCUGGCGUUGGAUGGCCUGAAUUUAUGGUGGUUGAUGAUGAGGAGACCUAUUGUUUUGAUAAUUGUGGCAGAGAUAGCUCAGAACAGUUGGUAGUUCAAGGACAAAGGAAAACAGAUGACAUAACACUGUUAUUGAUGGAUCAAUUUGAGGCGGAUGAUGACAAUAGAUGCUGGGCAUCAUUCCUUGACCGCAUCUCACGAAAUCCACAAGAUCGACGGCAGGUGUUGAGGUGUGUGUUGUCAUUACUUUUAAUUUUUCUUUUCCCUUUUCGAUUAUUAAAAUUAAAGGUAGGUCACAGUGCCUUGCCACUUAUGUUAGGUAGUGUUUGGUUGAAAUCAUGAACUGAAAUGUAAUGGAAUGACUCCAAAAGUUGAGAUGA
Messenger RNA from Brachypodium distachyon (stiff brome), 1546 nucleotides. RefSeq names its product programmed cell death protein 2. NCBI's taxonomy places the organism in Eukaryota, Viridiplantae, Streptophyta, Magnoliopsida, Poales, Poaceae. The transcript has 9 exons. The record is from RefSeq and is a predicted model, not a curated record. The coding region runs from base 447 to 1508 and encodes 353 amino acids.